Messenger RNA from Cyclocybe aegerita, 528 nucleotides. The record is from the annotation of a GenBank genome assembly. NCBI's taxonomy places the organism in Eukaryota, Fungi, Basidiomycota, Agaricomycetes, Agaricales, Hemipholiotaceae.
AUGCCUAAAUCAGGAAACACUCGGAGGAACUCGCCUCCUAGUUCGCGACCUUCCGACACCCACCCCACAGCCAGUACGAGCGGCGAUGGAGAAAGAAGAGCUGCUGAUUCCGAAUCUGAAUUUAUCGAUCUUACGCAUGUCGAUAGCGAUAGUCGAAAUAAUGAAGAUCCAGGUGUCAUCGCGUCGCCGCCGGCAUCUAUCAGUGUAAAUAUCAUCGCCGACGAUCAUCCGACGCUGCCGACUCCAAGUGGCGCAGUCGCCGGAAGUGGAAGCGGAAGCUCUACUCUGUUGACCUCGCCUCAGUUCGGCACUAGAGCCUUGAGUCCCGACCCAAGUCCCAGCCCCAGUCCUGUCUCCACCCCGACGACGAGCGCCAGCCCGCCGAAGAGAACGAUAGCUCCACGUCUGCGCAAGGACUCCGCAACCGGACUCGCCGCUGGCCUCACACAGUCGCGUCUCGGGGCCUUCCUGAGGAACGAUGGUGCAUCGACAUCUCGCGUUCUGGGUAUCGAACGCCCAUCGAGCUAA